UCACAAACAGUGUAGAGGAACACACUAAUGGUGAUUAUUAGCAUGAUUAAUAAAAACAUGCUCCCCGCAUCUAAAAAUUCACCCCCAAAAAAAAAAGAAAUUAAAAAGUUUCCUCUGAUUCCCAUACAUACAUACAUAUUCGGCUGCCUCUAGAACAACUACUCAAUUACACACACACACACACAAAAACACACACACACCAGCACGCAUAUAACUGUAAGCCUUCGAGCGAGGAGGAUAAAAUGGGAAGAAAGAAAUUGGAGAUAAAGCGAAUCGAGGACAACGGUGCGAGAAUGGUUUGUUUCUCGAAGAGAAGAAACGGUUUGAUUAAGAAAGCUAAGGAGUUAUCUGUUCUCUGCGAUGUCGACGUGGCCGCCAUCAUCUUCUCCAAGAGGGGCAAGCUUUUUCAGUUCUGUAGCACUGACAGCAUAGACCCAGUUCUUCAACGAUAUAAAGAUGAAGCUGAAAGCUCUACAAGGUCUUCCGAGGCAAAGAGCCAGUCAAACAACUCUAUUACAAGUGAUGAGUUACUCCGAGAUGUUGAAAGGGAACUUGACGAACUAAGUGUGACGGAUCUUAUGCUUCUGCAGAAAGAAAUCGAGGCUGCAAUAAGUCAAACGAGAUCUGCUAAGACACAGAGGAUGGUCGAUACUGUAUCAAGCCUUCGUGAAGAGGAAAAGAGCCUGGCAGAAGAAAAAAGGAGCCUGGAGGAGAUAACCGGAAAAAAUCGAAAUGCAAGGGGAAAGAAGAUCAUAUUGGAUCUCAACGUUGCUGCAGAUGACCAAAUGACCGAGUAGAAGUCAUCUAAACUUUUCAUUUAUGUAAAAAAUAACUCCGCAGCAUCUAAAUCAACAAACACAGGUAAUAAAUAAAUAAAAAGCUGCUGCUAAUGGGGAUAUCUAUCUAUCUACCUUCUGUAUUGUGUCACCAUGUAAGCUACUCUCGAGCCCUCUUCUUUAUUCAGGCUAUGCUAUACUGCGGUAUUUAUUCGUGGUUUUAUCUGUUGUAUGUUCAACUCUACUCCUCGGUCGAGUGGAUCCAUAAUAAUGUAAUAUGAAUUUGUUACGAUACUUACUCUUCACGGGGUUGUCUGAUAAUAGGGAGUUGAGCUUGGACUCAAUAUUA
Messenger RNA from Erythranthe guttata (spotted monkey flower), 1125 nucleotides. The record is from RefSeq and is a predicted model, not a curated record. NCBI's taxonomy places the organism in Eukaryota, Viridiplantae, Streptophyta, Magnoliopsida, Lamiales, Phrymaceae.